CCCUAACCCAAGGCGGAAGCAGACGAAGUUUAACAAAAAAGGGUGCUGAAUAUUUCGGGGCGAAGAACCCGUCCAAAUUAUUACAUUUCAGCUCGAGAACCAAACCUGGUUCGGGUUCAGAAUGAAUCUCCGAACACUCCUUACACUUCACGUCCUUGUUGGGACAGCAAUGACGGUGUACAGCGAGAAGCACUCCCUCACUUACAUCUACACGGCCUUCUCCAAGCCAGUGGGUCUACCGGGGUUGCACGAGUUCACUGCCAUGGGAUUAUUGGACAACCGGAUGAUUGACUACUUCGACAGUGAUAACCAAGAAAAAGUUCCCAAGCAGGACUGGAUGAGAAAGCAUCUUGAAAAAGAGUACUGGGAAAAAGGCACCCAGUCCAGAAAGAGCAAGCAGCAAUGGUUCAAGGUCAACAUCGACAUAUUGAUGAAACGAAUGAGACAGAAUGACACGGAUACUCAUGUUCUGCAGUGGAUGCACGGCUGUGAGGGUGAAACUAAUGAUGAUGGCACGAUGAUGUUUGUCCGUGGGAUGGACAUGUACAAUUAUGAUGGAAAAGACUUCCUUGCCUUCGACGACAACGACCAGAUUUGGGUUGCUGCAGCUACGGCAGCAGAAGAAACCAAGAGGAAGUGGGAUGAAGUCCAGGUCCUGAAGGAAUACACCAAGGGCUACCUGGAGAAGGAGUGUAUGGAAUGGAUGAACAAAUUUAGAGACUUUGGGCAAGAGCAGCUUAAAAAUGCCUCUCCACCUAAAGUGCACUUGUUUGCUCGUAAGGCCAAAGUUGAGGCAAACACAAUCUUGACAUGUCUGGCCACGGGCUUUUAUCCAAAAGACAUCAUCAUGCAUAUCAAAAGAAACGGGCGUGUCCUGACUAAAGAGGACGGGGUGGAGACCACUGAUGUUCGCCCAAAUGAUGACGGCACCUUCCAGAGAAAGGACCAUGUAGAGAUUUUGAAGUCGGAUGUUUCCACUUACACCUGUGAAGUCAAUCAUCCUGCCUCUCGUCUUCAUGUUGAAGAGGAGUGGGAAAGCACUUUGAACCACGGUGGAAAUCUUCCCAUCAUCAUUUCCGUAAUAUUGUUGAUUAUUGCUGUCAUCGCCGCCGCCGCCGCCGCUGCCGCUGUUCUAUAUGUUCGCAGACGUAGGGAACAAACCAUUAAGACUGUCUAUGGUGCCCCCUUAUCCCAAGGCAAUGGCACAGCUCCUAACGGCGUUACCACACCCCUCAUGCCUGACACCAAUGGCACAGCUCCUAACGGCGUUACCACACCCCUCAUGGUUAUUACCUUUGACUCUGAUGGAUCUCAUAACAGCAAGGACUCUGGACUUGAUUCAGCCAAUGGAUCCAGCAAUGCAAGCCAAACUUCUCAGUCAAAUGGUACUUUGGCCAAUGGAAAGUCAUAAUCAUCUAAAUCCUUGCCACACGAUGUCUAACGUCGCUGGAGCCUGAUUUACCAGUUUUUCACAUAUUUUUAACCCAUGCCACGCAAACUUAAAUCAUCACUUUUGUUCUGCUGGUUUGCCUCUGAAGCACUUUCUAAUUAAGGAAUCUAUAGUUCUGUGGAUUUUAUUAAGGUGUGCUACUGAAAGAAAGCAUGCUGUUUGAUCUUUAAUCUGCUUUAUUGCAUUGGCUAAUAAUCAUGUUGUUACUCCGGUGUUUGAUGUGCUACCUGGUUUCUGGGUAGGUGUUUAUUUUUAGUUCACCUUUAGUUUAGCAGAGCUACAUUUCCCCAGAUAAAAAUUCAAAUGGACGGUUACAUGUAAAUCAGAUAGUAGUGCAUUUAAUGUAAAAGAGUUUUCCUUAAAGCCAUAAAUACGUUGCUUUGCUUUGUGUUAAGGAAAUGGAUUAAAUGCAGAUUUGUUACUCACUAGAAACUAUGUCCCAGUGAAAACGAAUGUUACAGAAAUGGACUGAACCUUACAAAACCUCUUCAGAGUCAUCAUGGCUCCUUCAGAUUUUAUAGACUGAAAAAGUAAAAGCAUCCUUAGAUUAAAAUGCUCACUCGGGGUGACCAGCAAAAAGAAAAUAAUAAGUAAAAGAAAGUAUAACAAAAUAAUAAGUAAAUCAUCUUGCUAGUAAUAAUUCAAAGUAACUGACUGCAACUUCCAAAGAAAACCUUAAGACUUUGACUGAGUGGUAGAACCGCUAAAUGGAAUGCAGCCCUUAUUUAACUUCUUUGUUGAGAGAAAAUGCAGAACAUGAGUCUGAGAAGAUGCAAAGGAAGGUUUGGAUUACCUGUUACAUUUACUUUGGUCCAGUAAAUCUGUUAUGCACAAGUAAGAUACUCAAGGGCAUCAACACAAUUUAAUGAAAUCAAUGAAAUUAAGAAAAGGAUUUAGUUGCCAUAGGUUAAACAUGUUAAACAUGAUAAAUGUAAGAUAAACGAUGAGAGACCAUUUGGCUAACUAUUAAUGUGUAAAUCUAAUUCGAUGUAGUACUUUAAAGAGACUGUUAGGAAUUGCUCUGUAGAAGGACUUAAAUCAGGUUUAGAACUUUCAUGUAGCAGCCAGUGGUGUAAAAAAGCAUUUCGAAAAUAUGAGACGGGUGGCAAGAAAGUUUCAAAUAAACUUUUAGUUUCUACAUAUGGGAACAUUUAACUUAACUAAAUAACAUAACCAAGUUCUCCUCAAAAACCUAGAGAAUAAUGGAAUCAGAAUUUUAAACCUGCGCUGUGAGCUGAUGUCUGUUAAGCAACAAUAAGGAAGUAUCUAACUGAAAACAACCCUACCUAAAAUCAGGAAGACAGUGUGGAGCGUUCACUGAUCCUUGUAAAUCUCAACCUUCUGAAUGUUCUUAUAGGUUAAAACUCUGUUAACUUUAACUGUGCCGGGAUUAAUUUGUUUUAAUGUCCAGUCAUAAUUGGUAUAAUACCAUAAACAAAAUGUUUUGUCAUGUUCAUUGUUUUGUAUAUCAGAAUUUCCAUAAUCAGACUCUUGUUAAUGAAAUGAAAGUACAUCAAAUAUAACUCAACUUAUAAAGAAUAAGAUGCUCUAAAAUACAAACUUUUUUUUAAAUUAUGCAUUUUAAAAUAAGAUAAAAAUUAGGAAAGGGAUGGAAGAUGAAUGUCAAACCCAACAUUAUUUUUGUUUAGAGCUAUUUGAAAGUGUUUUUAAUUGGCCAUACAUGAACUUGUGUGCUUUAAUUAAUUACUUGCGUCUUAUAGUAGGUCAUUAUUAUGGUUAUUUUUGAAUUUCAAGGGAGUGGAAAUUUGUACAUUAUUUGUUUGUUGUCUAACGUUUUUGCUUUACCAUUUGUGUUCAAAGAAAAACAUGCACAUGUUGAUAAUAGCACUUAAAAUUUGGAGCCUUGAAAGGAUAACAAACUAAAAACAUGAAGUAAACUGACAAUACUUUCUGUUUUAUGGUGAAUGAUUGGAUUUAAUUUGAAUUAUAAUUAGAUUAAAUUGAACUGGUAGUAUAGUUUUGCAUCUGAAUCUGUUUUUCUUUGAAUUGGGAUUUGCAUAUUUGGUCAUUCUUAAUUUCAUGUAAUUUCUGUGGUCCCAUGCUAUGACCUUUUUAUGAUUGUGUGUUAAAUAAGUAAUUGGGUUGAACUCUAUAGCCAAGGGAAUUUUCUGUGCGAGUGUAAAAAGAUCACUUAUCAUGUCACAAAAACAGCUGAUUGUCGCUUGGUUCGCUCCAAGUUGUAUAACUUCAAUAAAAUAUGUUUUAACCCAAAA
Girardinichthys multiradiatus is the source of this 3684-nucleotide messenger RNA. RefSeq names its product patr class I histocompatibility antigen, alpha chain G-like. Lineage: Eukaryota; Metazoa; Chordata; Actinopteri; Cyprinodontiformes; Goodeidae. Bases 122 to 1411 code for a protein of 429 amino acids. Gene Ontology annotation, cellular component: external side of plasma membrane. Gene Ontology annotation, biological process: immune response. The record is from RefSeq and is a predicted model, not a curated record. The transcript has 11 exons.